AUAUUUGUUACGACUAUCGGACGUUACAAUAAAGCUUAUUAAUUGAGCUAGUUUUGUCGACCUGUGUUAAAUAUUAGUUAAUUACCGCCGAAAUUUAAUGAUGCAUUGCGGGAUGUUUGCGUUUUAUGAUUAGUAGGGUAGGCGUUACUGAGACGCGGUAACAACGUAGAUCGUAAAAAAAGUUAUUUAAAAAUAUAAUUGAAAGUGAAUAUAGUGAUAAAAAACCGUACAAGUGACAAAUAAACUAGUGAAUGUGACUAUAUAAUGAAGGCAGGGUCCUAAGUUAACGAAUAAUCCAUAAAAUACCUAAGAAAAAACUGAAGUGUUAACAAACAACAACCUACGAACUUUUCAAGUCUUUUCUCGCGAAACCAGGAACUAAUAAUUGUACCAAGGUCUAUGAAAGUGCCGGAGUGCAAGUGAAUGAAAAUCGCGAAAGCUAUCCCUUUUUUGGAAAACAUAACUUCUCUCCUGAAUGAGUCUGCAAUUUUACCUAUCUGUCAUAUCAAAAUAAUCUGGGAAACAGCGCCAUCUAUUAGAAAAAAAGCACACUACGUAUGAAAAAAACUAUCCAGCUCCACUAGAGGGCGCAACUAGUACCAAAACAAAACAGCAUGGAAGAAAUCAUGAAAGCCUUACAAAAUAUUCAAAAAGAACUGAACGCUCAAAAAAUAGAAAUUCAGAAAAGUGGUGAAAAGGUGACAGAGCAAGUAACACUCAACAUAAUUAACAAAUUAGAAGAGAAAUUUUCCAUAUUGGAAGAAAAACAUCAAACUUUGAAAGAAAAUGUUGAACAACAAGAAAAAAGGAUUCAAUUUAUGGAAAAACAAGCAAGACAAAGAAACAUAAUUUUCUUCGGUAUCGAAGAGAGUGAGACAUCCUAUCAUAACUUGGAGAACAAUAUAUUGCUAUUAAUAAGUGAAAGACUGUUAUUAAAAUUGGAUUGUAGAGAUAUUCAAGAAAUAAAGAGAGUGGGGAAAAAGGGUGAUAAGCCGCGACCAAUAAUUGUAACCUUUUCUACCCUUGGUUCAAAGGUCAGCAUUCUCAAGCAUAAAAGAUUAUUAAAAGACACCCAAUACUACUUAAACGAAGACUACCCUAAAUACAUACUAGAAAAAAGGAAAGAACUACAGGAGAAAGCAAAUAGAGAGCGCGAGAAAGGAAAUAAAGUCACGAUAAAAUACGAUAAGCUUGUUAUAUUAAAAUCAAAUAACAAAAGAAUACUGAUGACUUCACCAGAGUCAGAUCCCAAUUCUCAAGCACUAGUUGGUAAUAGUACAACAAGACCCAUUAAGAAAAAAAUAAAACAAUCAAACCCAUAUAUACCUAGAUCAAAUAGUGUCUCAGAAGGAGUUCUUAAACCAAGCAUUCUAAGCUAUUUAGUAAACAAUAACGUUAAUACACCACAUAACCAAACCAACGAUAAAACCAUUAACUUACAUUCAUAACAAUCAACUUCCCCCUCCCUCAACGAUGCAACAUUCAAUCAAUUCCAACCAAGCAACGAAAACCAUCUUCCAAUCCGGCUGGUCACCGUGGAAGAUCAAGACCAAAACCCUCUAAAGAAGACAUCUCAAACUCCUUCAAUAAUAAGAAAUGGAACACUAACACAAGAAAUACUUAACUCAACUAAAAAGAAGAAAGAUCACCUCUACAUAUUAACUUACAACGUCAGAACUUUAUCUACUUACGAACGCUUAAUCGAACUUAGCGAAGCUCUCACUAAAAUCAAAUACGACAUAAUUGGAAUGUGUGAAAUAAGGAGGACGGGCACCAGGAUAGAAGAAUAUAAUAAUUUCAUACUAUGCCACACAGGACACACACCUGGUAAACGUGGAGUCGGUUUCAUAAUAAAUAAAACCCGUAAGAACUGGAUUAAAAGUUUCAUGGGAAUAAACGAUAGAGUAGCAUUAUUAAACUUAAACAUACAAGGAUUGUCCAUGUCAAUUAUACAGAUAUACGCUCCAACUGAAACGGCAUGUGAAGAAGAGAUUAACAACUUCUACACAAAUGUCAAUAGAGCCGUAGACCAAGCCUACAAGAACUAUAUAAUAAUGGGUGACUUUAACGCGAAAAUAGGUCAACCAAGAAAAGAUGAACAUCUAAUAAUGAAACCAAACGGAUAUGGUGAAAGAAACCAGAGAGGUUAGAGGCUAAUUGAUUUCGCCCUCGAACACAAACUUGCCAUCUUAAAUACUUUCUUUCAUAAAAAACCAAACCAAAGAUGGACCUGGCGAUCACCGAACGAUAAAUACAAAAAUGAAAUAGAUUACGUAUUGUCAAAUCAACCAAACAUCUUCCAAAACAUAGAAGUUUUAAAUCUGAACUACCCGUCAGACCACAGGGCAAUCAGAGCAACAAUGUCUAUCACAAAGCAGACGAAAAAACGCACAGCCUAUAAAAGCAAUCGAUAUUCAUCACUAAAAACUGAACAAGAAAUAUUAUCUUUUAAACAAAACAUUUCAUCACAAUUACAGGAUUUAUAUAAAGCCCAAGAAAAAACAUCAGUACAGGCUUUAUAUAACACACUAACCAAGGCCAUAACCCAGAGCUUACAGGACGCCCGAAUUUCCAACGAAAUAUCAAAAGGUAACCAUAAAGUUUUAAAGGAGUAUACACUGGAACUUAUCAAGAGAAGACAAGAGUUACAACAUACUAAGAUAAAAACUCGAGACACAAAAAAAUGAACUAUCAGCUCUAUACAAACUAAUAAGUAAACACAUUAAACAGGACUACAAAUGCUACAGAUUGAAGACUAUUGAAAAACAUCUGGAAAAAGCAGGAAGCUCAAAAAAGGCCCUUAAAGAACUAAGAAUAAAUAAAUCUUGGAUAGACAGCUUAAACUGUAAGGACAAAACCGUAAAUAAUCGAAAAGAAAUCAUAGAUGUAGCAACACAUUUCUAUAAAACACUAUAUAAAGCACAAGGAAACGAGUGUACCAGCCAUAGCUAUGCAAAUGAUAUUAACUCUACAAACAAAAGCGGAGACAUAGCACCAAUAACUGAAAAAGAAGUAACACAAGAAAUAAAAAAGCUAAAGCUAGAGAAGAGCCCAGGACCAGAUGGCAUUACAAAUGAAGCUAUAAAGGUUGCUUGGCCGCUACUGACUCUCCCAUUAUUACACUUAUUUAACCUUAUAUUAAAAACUGCUGAAAUACCAUUGCAGUGGGCAGAAUCGGAAAUAAUUUUAAUUUACAAAAAAGGUGACUCAAAAGAUAUCACAAAUUACAGGCCUAUAAGCUUACUCUCAUGUAUCUACAAACUGUUUUCCUCCAUAAUUAACAAAAGAAUAAGUGUCACAAUAGAAGCAAACCAACCAAUAGAACAAGCAGGUUUUCGCAAGAGUUUUUCAACAAUCGACCACAUACAUACUCUAGAACAAAUAAUGGAAAAAUAUCAAGAGAAGCAAAUAACGUUAUACAUUGCAUAUAUUGAUUAUAAAAAAGCUUUUGAUACCGUGUCACAUUCAAGUAUCUGGACCGCCCUGCAAGCUCAAAAAGUUGAACAAAAGUAUAUAGAUAUAAUAAGUAACAUUUACAAAAGUAGUACAGCAAAAAUAAAACUAGAAUCCACUGGUCCUACGUUCUCCAUCGGAAGAGGCGUGAAACAAGGCGACCCGCUAUCUCCAAAGUUAUUUAUAUCUCUCCUAGAGUCAAUAAUAAAAAGACUCAACUGGGAAAAGACAGGAUUGAACAUCAAUGGCAAGUAUUUAUCUCACCUAUGCUUCGCAGAUGACUUAGUUUUGCUGUCAGAAUCUAGCACACAAUUACAAAACAUGAUCGAUUCACUAAACACAGCUAGUAAGCAGGUAGGACUGGAAAUGAAUCUUUCUAAAACAAUGGUUAUGACAAAUAGUUUACAGAGAAGAAUAUCAGUGGACAACGAAACUCUGAAAUAUACAGAGAAUUACAUCUACCUUGGAAAACAAAUUGGCUUGAACAGAAAACAAAAUGACCUAGAAAUAGAACGAAGAGUACAAAAUACUUGGAACAAGUAUUGGUCCUUAAAAGAGAUAUUCAAAAGUAACAUGCCAACAAAUAUCAAAACAAAACUCAUGAUGCAAUGCCUCCUACCUUGUCUAACCUAUGCAUGUCAAACUUGGAAAUUUACAUGUAAAUUAAAAAGCAAAAUUACUAGCUGCCAACGCGGAAUAGAACGAAGUAUGCUCAAUAUAAAAAAGAUGCAAAAAAUUCGUCACACAAAAAUUAGAGAAGCCACCAAAGCGACGGAUGCUCUAAUCUACGCUAAGAAACUAAAAUGGAAGUGGGCUGGGCACGUGGCGAGGCUAAAGGAUGAGAGAUGGACCAACAGGGUAACAACGUGGAAGGGUCCAAUAGGCAAACGCCGGAAAGGCAGACCCCACAUGAGAUGGUCAGACGAGCUGAUAAAAAUAGCUGGUACCCGCUGGCCACAAAUAGCCCAAGAUAAAGAUACAUGGUAUUCUUUAGAGGAGGCCUUCACCUUCAUUUGAGGAGGGUUCAUGUAAACAAACUUUUAUAUUUUAGACACUAUAAACUUUUUUUAAAAAGCACUAUCUAUAUUUAUAUUUUUUUAAACGAGGGGAUUGAGGGAAGAGGGAUGAGAGGAGGAAGGAGAAAAGGGCAAACAAGUGUAAACAGCAUCACUAUUAUUUUUUCUUCUUUCCUUUUUUUUCUUUUUUCUUUUCUUCUUUAUAAUUUCUUCUUCAUACUUGAAACGUGUAUGUAACCUAUUAUUUGCAUGAAAUAAAAGGCUUAUUAUUAUUA
Molecule: messenger RNA, 4744 nt
Organism: Bombyx mori (domestic silkworm)
Lineage: Eukaryota; Metazoa; Arthropoda; Insecta; Lepidoptera; Bombycidae
Exons: 1
Coding region: 615-1448 (277 amino acids)
Source: RefSeq, a predicted model, not a curated record